This is a messenger RNA of Exophiala oligosperma, 1370 nucleotides long. RefSeq lists its product as uncharacterized. The transcript is spliced from 2 exons. Gene Ontology annotation, molecular function: transmembrane transporter activity. The coding region runs from base 16 to 1326 and encodes 436 amino acids. Gene Ontology annotation, biological process: transmembrane transport. The record is from RefSeq and is a predicted model, not a curated record. NCBI's taxonomy places the organism in Eukaryota, Fungi, Ascomycota, Eurotiomycetes, Chaetothyriales, Herpotrichiellaceae.
CGAAUCAAGGCCGCUAUGUCACACCAGGAAAGCGAGCUCGAGGACCUCUCUGCGCGUACCAUCACUAAGCAGACGAGCAAUCCCCCUCCUGACGGCGGCUAUGGCUGGGUAUGCGUUGUCUGCACGUUUCUCAUCAACGCACAUACAUGGGGGAUCAACAGCGCCUACGGCGUGAUCCUCGCCCACUAUCUCUCCUCCGACACUUUCCCCGGCACGACAGCUCUCGAAUAUGCAUUCGUUGGCGGUCUGAGUAUUUCUUGCUCCAUGUUCGUCGCUCCCCUCGCCACAUACCUGGGCCGAAAGAUUGGCACCCGCUUCGUUCUCAACACCGGCACGAUCCUCGAGGUUCUGUCCUUGAUCACGACGUCGUUUGUUAAGACCGACUGGCAGCUUUUCCUUGCCCAGGGAGUCUGCUUCGGCCUCGGAAUGGGCUUCUGUUUCAGCGGUUCCAUCGGCAUUAUCUCGCAUUGGUUCUUGCGAAAACGGAGCUUCGUCAAUGGAAUUGCCGCUGCUGGCUCUGGCACGGGUGGAUUGAUCUAUUCGCUCGCUGUUGGGAAGAUGAUUCCGCAGCUGGGAUAUCCAUGGGCAAUGCGAAUCCUCGGUAUCCUGUGCUUCGUGGUCAACGGCAUCUGCUGCAACUUACUACGAUAUCCGCCCGGGGAUCAUUCCUCGGUCACGGUCGCCAAAUCGCCAGAUUCAAUACCGCGCCACUCUCCUUUCUUGACGUUAAAAUUCUUAGCCUUCUUAGCCUGGGCCAUCUUGAGUGUGCUGGGCUAUGUGGGGUUGCUGUUUAGUCUCUCCAGCUACACGGUGGCUGUCGGCUUUACGCAGCAACAGGGCAGCAUCGCGAGUGCGUUACUGAACCUGGGCCAAGCACUCGGUCGUCCCGCUGUCGGAUUGCUGAGCGACCGCCUGGGCCGUACUGAUGUCGCCUUGGUCUCGACAUUUUUUGCUGGGCUUUUUUGCCUUGUGAUUUGGGUCUUCGCCAAGUCGAUUGGGGUGAUCUUCUUCUUCGCCAUCGUGGUCGGGCUGAAUGCUGGGACGAUCUGGGCGAGCGCUGCGCCGUUGGCCGCCGAGGUCGUGGGCCUGCGUGACCUCCAUACGGCGUUGGCCAUUCUGUGGUUUACCCUUGGAGCACCGACUGCCGUUGCGGAAGUGAUAGCUGUGCAACUACGGGACAGCAAGACUGCAGAAAAGCCCUACUUGCGGGCCCAGGUGUUUGUUGGUUUCAUGUACCUUGGAGCAGUAGCCUUUUUGAUCGUGUCCAGGGCUUCUUUGUCAAAAGGAGGUUGCAGACAGCGAGAAACGGAAAGCAAUGUCGAUUGAUGGGUCUUACCUUAUGGACUGAGACGCUUGACCCGCUGUUUGGG